Molecule: messenger RNA, 12852 nt
Organism: Homarus americanus (American lobster)
Lineage: Eukaryota; Metazoa; Arthropoda; Malacostraca; Decapoda; Nephropidae
Product: mucin-17-like
Exons: 8
Coding region: 510-7517 (2335 amino acids)
Biological process (GO): positive regulation of transcription by RNA polymerase II
Cellular component (GO): histone methyltransferase complex; nucleus; transcription regulator complex
Source: RefSeq, a predicted model, not a curated record
AUUGCAAAUGGCGGCGAAUGUUAUUGUUUAAUGGAGUCUGUAAUAUUUCACAAUCAUGCUUGGAUUUACCUCUAUAACAGGUAAGAUGCGUCGAAAUGAUGGUGUAAGAAAGCAAGUUUAGUAUCUCAAGAACAAAUUACAGUGCAAUUAAACGGUUAAAAGUGGCGAGUGAGUGGAAAAAUCCUUGUUCACAAAAUGGUGUAUGGAGCGAGUGACGUUCGCUUGGCCAUAGCUAAGACUGUAACUCGUAGCGUUUUGGCUCUAAUAAUCUACUAACGCUUGGCCAAGUCAGUGGAAACUAGACUUAACUGUGACGCUUGGAUAUAAGUGUUCCUCAUCGUUAGGAAGUGAAGUGAGAGAUGUGAUGAUGGGGAGAGAGAAAAGUGGUUGAAAAUACGGUGGUGUGGAGGCUUGGCGACCGUCCGUGGGCUGCGGCCCUCUCCAAUUGUCCACCAUCAGGAUUUACGCGAUAAUUCCCCUUUCCUGGACACGCCUACUUCGCCAAUGACAUGGAUGGGGAUAGUGAUGGGGGCGGCAGGUGUGGUGGUGGCGGGAGAGGAGAGCUGAUUGAGGCAGUUCUCACCUGUGAGGGUAAUAUUUGUGACCCAGAGCUCCCUAAGAAACUCACCCACCUGGUUCAUGUCCUCAAACAUGUCACCCAAAGUGACUCCACGUGGUUUGUGCGGAAAGUUGAGCCAUGGAACAGCGUAAGAGUGACCUUCUCCAUCCCACGAGAAGCUGCUGUACGUCUACAUCAGCUGGCACAGGCAGGAGAUCAAGCACUGCGGCAACUGGGUAUUCUUUCUGUCCAAGUAGAAGGGGACCAGGUGAUCUCACUCAAGGUGGCUGGUCCUAACAAUGAGUCAACAGAAAUUGUACUGCGGACAGAUGGAGGAGCCAGCGAUGGUGCUGGACCGUCCAGUGUUGCACGAUCAGUUACAACAGCACUGGGAGGGGCUGGACUCAUGCCUGGUGCUGGACAACCUGUGGAAAUUGCAGCAACCUCAGCAUUUCGCAGUCCAAAUGUGGUGGCUCCCCCAGGGGACAGUAUUCCUCUGACCCCACGCCCUGUGGCCCAGAUAAGACCACCCUUCCCUUAUGCCAGUAUGAACCGUGCUGCACAAACCAUGGGUAGAGAGCUACAACAUCAGCAACCUACAGUGCCAGGGCCAGUUGGUCAUACUGUUACUAAUGCUGCUCCACGCCCAGUGUAUAAUCCCCCUCCACCCUACCCUAGCCUUGAGCAGUCUCAGUUGCGUGCUCCUGGGGCUCCUGUGCAGAGACCACCUAUACCACAAGUAAAUGGGACUCAAUAUGUAGCAGGUCAGGCUAGUGGUGGUAGCAGCAUAGCACAGCCUGGGACACAAGUGUUGCCUUCUGUUGUGCAAGCCAGUUCAAAUCAGUCAGUUAGUGGUGUUUUCCCUGUGGCAGUGACUCAGACAGUGAAUAAUCGAGCAGUACACACACCAGUAGUGAAAGGUGGCCAAAGGACAGGAGUGAAUGUGUUAAAGAACAGUCCUCUUUUGGUGGACUUGCUACGACAGCCCGACCACCAACCGGGAGUGGGCGUCAGCAAGGCCAAGGUGGUUAUUGGUGGGUCGCCACAUGGCUCACCUGCUCCUACGUCUCCUUCAUCUCGUUCCACAACGUCGACUCCUUCAUCUGACUCCCUGCCACACACCCCCAUCACCAACCUACCUCUACCUGCAGUGCCGGCACUUUCACCGCCUCCCACCAGUUCUGCAACUUACAGUGCUACUGUAACUGCUUCAAGUUUGACUGGAUCAACCUUGUCUACACAGUUCAGCACAGGGUUUAGUGUAAGGGCUAAAGAUGGAGUUCACACUCACCAGCAGGUCUAUUCUGGUGGGUCGGUUAUUACUAGUACUGUCACUCCUUUACCCAGACUACCUAGCAGUGUUAGUGGUGGCUUGCAGCAACAUCCUCAGGCCACAGGACAGCCGCCUCCGGGACCACGAACGCCUUACAAUACAGAACAGUGUUGCAUGACUAUAGGGAGUGGCCAAGGCAUCCAUCCUCGGAUGCCUUUACCGAACCCCAGUCGUUCGAGUGUCCCGGGUGAAUCGCGGGCAGUGCCUCCUUCCCCACCCCAGCUUGUGUCUGGGGGUAAAGAGAGUCAGUACUUGAUUAACCCCAAUACAGGUUUAUUAGAACCACGGCCCAGUGAAAGCUCGGAUUCAGAGCCGGAGGCCAGACCACCAUCGCCGGUCACUGAAGAAGUUCGUUCAAAUUCGAUUGUUUCUGAUGAGGAAUCCAACAUGAGUGCAGCCUCAAAGAAAGAAACUGAUCAGUCGGAUUCUGAAACUUCUCGAAUGUCGGUGCUCAGUGUUGAAUCGAAAAAGAUGGCGAUCAGCCAGGAGAGACCCAAAUCUCACGACAGAGAUUCCAGCCCAGGAUCAUCGAGGGAAAAUAGUGUUGUCACUUCUGGUAGUACAGGGGAAUCCAUCAGAUUAAAACUUACUAUUGGGAGAGAAUCGGUGGCACAAGCCACGUUUGUUACUAAAGCAAAAAAGGGUGACAGAAAGGAAAUACUGGCUAAUUCAAGUUUAGGGUCAGGGUCAGUAAGUGAGCCAAGAGUACCCAAGCUGCAUAUUAAGUUGAAGUCUAAGCAGGCAGUUAUUGUGAAUCCUUUAGGUGAUGGAGAUGGUCAGAGGAGUCAGGAGAAAGAUGGACCUAAAGAGGAUAAGAAUAAGAGGAGGAGUUAUAGAAACAAAUCGCGUAGUGAAUCUGACAGUGAUAGUGGGAGAGUACGAGCACUCAAACUCAAGAGCAGUAAAGACAAGGGAGGUGGGGAAGAGAGCACUUCUGUGCUGAAAAUUGUUGAUGGUAAAAAGCUUAAGGUUGAAUUGGAGGAGGAGGAAACUCCUUUGAAAAUGAAGUUCAUGGAAGGCUUGGAGGGUAGACUAAAAGCUCCAAGAACUUUGGAAGAUGGCCGUUUAUCUGUGAUGAAAUCAGAAAGUUCUAAAGUUUCAAAAGGUGAAAAGUUUAGAACAAGACUGAAAACUAAAACGCCCAUCAGAAAAGUUGGAGACUUAAAUAGUGUAGGUGAAAUUGCUAGUCACAAAAUUUUAGAGACAUUGCCCCCUAGCAUCACCAAAGUGGCAGCUUUACACACUCAGCAGCCACACAUAAAUCCCUCCUCAUCCUCCAGUCAGUCCUCAGUGAUCCCCUCUACUGUUGGAACUGCAACAUCAACAGUGGCAAGUUCUACCACUUCACAAGCUGCUGGAGAACCUUUUAAAGUAGAAUUAGAAAAAAGAGGGAGUGAGAUUAUAAGAAAAGCAGAUUUGAAAAGUGAAUUGGAAAAGAACAACAGUGAUAGUCUGAUGAGUCGACUACGUGCAAACCAUCUGACAAAUUUGAUCAAUGGAGAUUUGACUCACGGUCGUGUGCGACAAAAGAACCUGGGUGCCAGCCAACAGCAAGCAGAUGGACCAAGUAGUAGCGGCAAGUUGACAAUCAAGAGGAAAGGCUCAGGAGAAACGCACACUCUCGAGUCCUUCAAAAAUGAUCUUCCUGAAGGCCUGGGCAACAUCCCCACGUACCUGAACUCUUCGGUGAUGAUCAAUAAGGUCUCACACUCUCCGGAGAAGUUGCCUACCCUCCGUCAUGAAGAUUCUAGUGAGAAAGGUGUAAAGAAAUUGGACCAUCACAAACAUACUGUGUGUACAGAUUUGGCAAGCUUAAAAGCAAAUUCUGAUAUCACCAUUCACAGUGUGACAAAGAAUGAAACAAUAAGUUUAGGUAAAAACAGUGAUGGUGAGAGUAGGAGCUCGAAUAAAUGUAAAAGUGAAGUGACUAAAGUGGGGAGAGUGACUCACUUGGAUGUGAAUGAUAGAAAAGCAUUGCAGGAAGCACUCAAGAGCUCACAGAGUUCUACCAAAAAGAAUGAUACUCACCAAAGCAGUAUGCAUGAUCUUUUAAGACGCUUUAACUCUAUAGACAGUUCAACUACAGUGCCUGUGUCUUCUCAAUCUGAGAGUACAAACAGCACCUCUGGGGUGAAAGUGGAAUCCAAAGUCACAGAAACUCCAGAAAAGGUGAAACAUGAAGUGAAAAGUGAUGAAAAAAGUGAGAAUAAAGACCCACACCUUACAAGUGUUAAUUCUUCAAACAGCUGUGAUACUAGUGUUAAAAUGGAACCUGAACAGACCAAGGUUUUAGAGCAAGCUAAGGGCCCAGACUUUCCUGGCAAUGUGGUAUUGACAAAAAGUGAGGUUGAGAGUCCAGAUGGUACUCCGAAAGGAGAACACGGUAGUGGGCAGGGUGGAGAAGACUCUGGGAUCGAGUCUAUGGAUGCUCUGUCAGAGAAAAGUCCAAACCAGAGUGAUCAGAGUCCUAGUAGGAGGGAUGACAAAGAAUGUGAGACAUUUCCUGAUAAAAGUUCAAGUGAGAAAACUGUUGUUAAAAGUGAACCUACUCGUGAUUGUAGAUCAAAUGAAGCACCAAGUGUGUCAGUUAAUGUCACUCAAGAACCUAAAGUGAGUGCCAAAGUUGAGGUAAAGACGGAACCUCUCGAAGAAGAUCAAAAUGAUGGAGAAGUUCAACACAGAACUUCUGAUAGUGAAGUAGACAGCACAAAAUGUGGCUCAAAGGCCUGUGAAUCUCUGGUUGGUUUAGACACGAAGAUGUCUGGCAGUAAAGAGAAUGUGGCAGAUGAUGUACAUUCUGCUUCCCAGGAAUCUUCUUUCUCAAAAAGUGAAGAACAACACUCAGAAUCUGUUAAUGAUGUUGCUAGUCCAUCAGAAAUAUUACCAAUACCUGUGACUGAAAUAAAAUGUGAACCUGUGUGUUCAACUGCUUCACACAGCUUAACUGUUGGGUCAGCGGAGUGUGAGACCAGUUUGUCGUCAUUCUCAAAUCCACCCACUUCUCAUUCUCCAUCAACACCACCAGUAUCUUCUUCACUUUUAGUUUCUGCUUUCUCACCUAAUUUUUCAACCAGUUCUCCUCCUCCAGUGUUGGGAAUUACUACUCAGAGUUCCUUAAACGUAUCCACAUCUUCAUCAGUGUCUUCAAGUUUUCUGUCCACAUCACCACAGAGCUCUAUAGCUUCUGGUCCAAAUUCAUCGUCACCAAGUUCACCGUCGUUGUUUCUCACUUAUUCACCCGUGACUUCAUCUUCCACAAUUGUUAAUCCCACAACUCACAGCUCAACAAAUGCAAGCCUUUUGACCCUUACAACUUCCAGCCUCUCUGCAUCCAGUGUUACAGUACCCGCUCUCACUGUUUCUGGCUCCUCUGCUCCCUCUUCUCCUGCACCCACUAGUCAUAAUUCAUCAUAUACUUUGGAUACUCAUAGUCUGGCUGUACCAACUAGUACCAUUUUCACAUCUGUCACAACUGCCUCUGGUCCUACCCAAACCAUCACCACCACCCAUACUCCUGUUACAAAUAUUUCAGUGAUUCCUACAGUGCCUCACUCUCCAAAGACAACUACUACAACCACAGCAACUACCAGUUCAGUGUCAAAGCCAUCUUUACUGGCAAUAACACUGACCAGACCACUAAUGAGUUGUGCACCAUCACAGCCAUCCUCUUCCCAGGUAGCAUCAUUGUCAGCUGUUGACAAGGUCUCCACUGUAUCAACUUUGUUGGAUUUGAGCAGUAGUGUAUCUACAUCAUCCUCAAGCAGCAGUCAGCCUACAGUAACCAAUACAACAACUGUGGCAACAUCAACAGCAAGUGCCAAGGUGGUAACAUUGAAGCCUAGCACAAGUCAGGGUCAAGGUAGUACCCCUCUCAACCUCCCUCCGGGGACAACUUUUCGGUUAGUGGCCCUACCAGGUAACAGUGCCAUGGCUCCCACCACCAGUGCAGUUAAGGUAGUGGUGUCACCAGUAAAAGGCCAGCUAAGCCAGCAGGUGACAUCAGGAAUUAGCAGCAUGACAGUGGUGACGGUUAAGCCAGUAGUUAUAGGUGGGGCCAAGAACAGCCACUUAUUACAAACCCUCUCAGUUAGUAAGACUGAGGAAUCUAGUCCUCCUUCCCUCCUCAAGGCUCACUUAACUGCUCCAACCCUAACCACAUCAGCUCAUGCUGUGGCUACCUCAGUCACCAAUUCUGCUGCGACACCCAUUGUGUCCAGCAUAAUGGCCAAUGGAGACGAUACAGAAGAUUUAGACUUUGUUGGGUUUUCUAGCUCGCCCCAAGUCAAAUUACUCCAGCCUGGUGAGUUAAAACGGGAAAUCUCAAGACCGGAGAUCAUUGAAAGUAGAAGAUCAGAUUCCUGCAAAAGUCCAGAAGUGCUGUCCCCAACAGGUGAAGAGCCAACACCCAUGAGAGUGCAUCCCCCUCUCUAUACCUAUGGGAACAGAGAGAGGAAAAAGGAUGUUGAGUCAGAUGCUGAGGAUAAAGACAAGGAAGAGGCUAAGAACCUUUCUGAGUGUGAAGGACACUCUGAUAUUAAAAACAGUGAUAUUUUGGAGAUGGAGAAGGAGAAAGAAGAUUGUACUGUUGGUGUUAAGUCCAAAACCAAAGAUAAGAAGUUUGAUGCUCUUUCCAUAGAGAUACCACAAACUGACCCAACACUCCCAGAUGACAAAAGACUCACAAGGAGCACUAGACAAAGUGCAAGAUUAGCCAGUCCGAAGGUGAACAGUCCAGGGGCAGAAUUGAGUCCAAAAGUUGAUCGAAGAAGUCCUGCAAGUAUGCUGUCAAUGGGGAAACCAAGUCCUGUCCCAGUAUUGCGGCCAAGUGUCAGUCCUGCCACUAGAGGAACCAAGAGACGAAGACAUGAAUCGGAAAGCAGCAACGCCUCAAGUGUUAAUGAGGAUACACAGGAACCACCACCCAAGUCCACGCGGAGAAAGCCACCUGAUAAAGCUGCAGAUUUUGAAGAGAGCUCCGAGGAUGAGUCACUGGAUGGGGCGAGUGUCAAAAAGAGGAAUCCCUCAGCAGCAUCCACGUCCACCAAUGAGGAUGAAGAUGACUCUCGAUACAAUUUUUGCAGACCAUCUUCUCGGAGCAGUCGAACCUCCUGUAAGACCUCCACGCGAAGUAGGGAAAGACAGAGUUCGGCCGAGUCCACCGGUACAACGCGAGACACCACUCCGACGCGACGUACGCCCAGACAAAAUAAUCGUGUUACCACCAAGGAAAAGUCACCAGACCCAUCUAGGGAAAGAGGACCAACGGGUCAGUUAGUGAAACCCCAAACCAAUCGUGAUAAUAAGGAUAGAGGGGUAAAAGACCCAUUAAGAGAUAAAGAAGGAACAAAGGAAAAAGAUAUAGAAAGAAAAGAAAGUGUGAGAGAAAGAGAAGCUCAAUUAAAAGACAAAAGAACUCAACCUGUUGUUAAAGAGAAUAAAAUCAUACCCAAGGACAAAAGUCCGCAGUCAAAGGACAAAGACAAGAGCCCAGUACAAGGCACCAAAACGAGAAAAGACAGUGAACAGUCAGAACCAGAUGCCAGUAAUAGAAGAAAAACCAGAAGUACAGCAACAGCAAAUGAAGAUACCCCGAACAAAAGAAGAAGAUUGUCCAAGGACAAAUAGGAUCCCCCUCUUGCUGAAGUGAGGAUGUGGCUGAUGCUUCUGAAGCUGAAAUAGAAUCCUUCAGCAAGAAUUCUCUAUGAGUGGUGGAAUGUUGCUAUGAGCAGACAGCAGUGUAUAUCAGUAUUAGAAAAAAACAGUGCAAUAAGACGUUCUCUCCUAUGCUGUCUGUCUCCCUCUGUUCCUAUGAUGGCAGUCAUGGUGAUGUGAUGCCAACUGCCACUCACUUUCUUGUAUAAGUUACCUCUGCCUGACCACUUGACUAAGUUUUUGGGAAGCAAUGCUGUAGAAAACAAAGACUCUGACAAUUUUAAAGUUUUGUCUGUCCAGCUUCAGUGGAGCAUGUUUCCUGAACUUAGCUCAGAGUGGAUAGACUCUCAAGAUCUCAGCCCUUGGCAACCCAUGAUUACUUCUUUUAAACUUACAGAGUUUCUGUAGGCCAUUUUGUUAAGGUCGAUUUUGUUUUCUUCUAUUGUACUGCUUAUAACUAUGACUAGUGAUACAAUAAGCACUGUGGAUUGUCAGAACAGCUGUAACUCCAGAGGACAGCUGAAUGCAAUGAAUGUGUGAUUUUUAGGGUGAUGAAUUCCCCCCAUCCCCUCCCCCAGUGAGAAAGUCUCCUGGUAGUGUUGUCAGGGACAGAGGGCGGUGUUGUGGCUGCCCCACCAAUCUGGAGUGGUCAGAUGUUACAGGUCUACCCACCCACGGCAGACACAACUGCCCACCCACAUUGUGGCGCCCACACUUUUCUACACCAACACCUCUAUUGUAUAUGUAGAUUGUAUAUAUUGGUGAAUGUUUUUAAAUGUACAAAGUACAGCAAAGUUAAUAUUUUCUGUGUAUUUCUGUAUAGAUGACUGCAAGUAGAUGCAGAUCCUGUAAAUUAUAAGCUUAAAGUGUAGAACCUGUGAAGGUGAAACUGCGGCUGUAUUUAUUGUAAAUAUUGUAAUCUGUUGUAUAGACUACCACUACUGCAAACAACCUCGUUACUGACAUUUGUUUCUCCACGUCCUGUGCCCGAUGCCAUUUUCUCCAGACACCUCACUUGCACUCCUUUCCAGACUUUAUCUUAUUUGCUAACUUCUUUGGCUUGUUCAUGCCUUGCAGCAGGAGACUUGUUUUAGGCAUACAUGCCUCUUGAGAGAUCAUUUCGUUUUAUGAAUUUGAUCGUGGUUUUUGCACAGGUUAGGAUUUUUCUCCUCUAUUUGAAGGCAUGAGCAAUGUAAAAUAUUUGUAAUCUACCCUAAUCUAUUUUUUUUAGCUUAAUGGCAUGAAAAUUAUUCUUUAAUGGCCCUAUUGAUUCUAUUGUAAUGUAAGAUUUCAUAUUUUACAUUGUUAUGAAUAACAGUUUUAAUUAUAUACAUUGACUUUCUGUACAGAACAUUUUAAUAGUCCUAUUUUCUCAACCUGUAUUGCAAUAAUUACACUGAGCAUGUCGAGAGUCUUGAUUUGUCCCUUGGUGUAUUGGGUGGUUGUUCUUAAAGAUGUUUACAAGUAUUUGAUUCAUUUAGUCUGUUUCAUACCUGUUUUGGGGUUGGUGUCACGCAGAUUUACUCAUUUGUUAUAAUAUUAUACUAAGCAUUUGCACGACCCUUCCCUAUUUUCCUUAUUUCUUUCCUGAGAUUUUCCACACAAGCUCUGGCAAGGAUACAACCAUCGUCUCGGAUCUGUCAACCUAGGCGCACCAAAAGCAGAACUACUAUAGUAAAAAAUGUGUGUAUUUUGUAUUUUUCUAAAAGAUGCGGUUGGAGAGAGAUGUGGCUGUAUGUCUCUACGUGUUGUGGCCGUAAAGCCCCAGUUAUGGUGUAUCAUGUUACUGAAGGAGUAAACUGACCAAUAAGGCAGGCCAGUCUUUGGUGUCACCCUUUCCCAGUAAGAGAUGGCUACGUAGCCUGCCUCCACCCAUCCUUAAUGUUUGCUUUGCUUUGCUUCGUUUCACUGAAGGAAGAUUUAAUUUCUUUCCAUUUGCACAAGUCCAUGUUCUUAUUCCUUAUCUUAUUUUAAUAUUUGCUCUUUUGAGAUUGUUGUUUAUGCAGAGAUUAAAUCUUUAUAAAGGGGUGUGGGGGUGCUGAGGUUCAAAUACUUACCACAACAUUGACGUAAGCAGUAAGCAUUCUCAUAGUUGACUGUUGAGGUGGUGAGAAUAACUUAACUAUGCCUUCAACAGGUCUGUCAGAAUAAGCAAGUGUAAUAUUCAGUUAUUGAGAUGUAUGUAAAUUUUAGAACUAAUCUUUAUUUUUUAUUUUUUAAAAAUAAACUGAUUAAAUUAUUGUCUACUUGUAAGUUACAUGAGACAGACACCUGUUCUACCACUACUGUACAGACAAAAUAAGCCAAGAUGAAGCAGUCAUGGACUGUGAGUCACAUGAUUAUAAGAAAAAUAUUUAAAGUGAUUCAUGGCUUUUAUAGUAGCUACUACACUGAGCUCUCAUUUAUUGAACUUUUCUUCAAUGGUUAUGUUGAACUUACACAAGAAUUAACUGGAAAAACCUUAAGUGAUAUCAGUCUAGGCUGCUGAUACACUCUGUUUACACCCGAGCAGGAAGUGUAGCUCUCAACUAGAUCAUUAAAUGAGAAGAUAUAUACAGUAAGAGGACAGUUUGUCCUCUGUGGGCAACAACAACUGUGGCUGAAGUCGUCCUCUUCUUAUUGAUGACUCUCUUGCCACACUCACCCUGCAGCCCACCUGGUAGGUUGGCAUAUGGUACCAUACAUAUCUUCACACAACAACUUUUAUUAAUUUAUUUAUUUCUUAUUGUUUCCUUCACCUUUUCCUCUUCUCGUGUCUUAAUGAUUUUUCAGUUCUCUUUGCCUGGUUAUAAUGCCAAGGUGACUUGUUCCUUCAGUCUUGUUAUACAUCUUUGUCCUUAAUAUUGUUUAGUGGUAAUUGCUUCUCAUAUUUGAUACCAAAUUUCAGUGAGAAUUGUUAAGCAAAAUAUGUCUAUGUUACUGGGUUGUAUUAUUUGAAGGUGUGUAUGGCUAGAAGGCUGGAGAUGUGAACACUCACAGGGUUUAAGAAACCUACUGUACCUGGGUAGCCUUACUUUGAAAGUGGGAAAUUACAAUAUACAAUAUUCUGAAUAGGUACAUCACACAGUAUUGCAGUUAUUUGUGGAAUGAUGUCACUAUGCUGGAAGCUUUAGGAUGUCACCCUGUCCUCAACCAUCAGUAUAGGUACACACGGUUAAUCACUUCUGGUUAUUAUAUACAAGUUAGUGACUCUUAUCUUGAGGUUAAGAUAUAAAUGUAACAUCAUGGGAAGGGGAUACUUAGGCUGUUUUUAUAUUCUCAUUUCAAAGAUCAGGAUUAAUGCUUGGUGAUGGUAAGAGAUAUUACUUGGGUAAUACAGUUCUGUAUUUUACCUUUCCAGAAAGGUCUUUUUUAUUUAUUGUUUAUUUUACAGAAAUAUAAAACAAUACAGGUAUUUCUUAUUGCGGAAAUUGGAGGUGGAUAUUAUAAGAAAUGAAUUUUAACUUCUUGGUCAAGUUAAAUUUUCCUUGAGAGGGCAAAGACGAGUGCUUGUUUACAGAUAUUGUAGUUGCUCUGAGACUAGGCCAUUGCACCUUGAGAAAAGCCGACACUGAGCGAACUGAUGUACCAUAACUAUAAGGUAACCAAAGGUCGUUAGGCUAGGUAAAGGGAUGUUAGUUGGGCUCGUGUCAUCUUUCAAUGAUUUAAUGGCAUAGUCUUACAGGCAGUCAAUUUAUCAACAACACAGAGUGUUUUGUGCAUUAUAGGUGUAUUUUAACUGGGAUUUAAUUAAGAUUGGAUUUGCUUUUUAUAUGUCAGCCAUCUGUUUCUGAAAUUAGAGGUAAUUCUUGAAAAUAUAAAUAUGAGAAACUAUAAGCAUGGAAAGAUAAAUGCUGUAAUGCCCUUGUUUACCUGCAUACAUAUUCACUAGUGUAGAGAGAUGAAGGUCCUGCAGAAGGUAACUACUGUACCACCACGCCCUGCAGUGUACCACAGUGUUAGUGGAUUGUUACUUGAAAUACACAACUUAUUUUCUGGUUUUUAGUGAUAACAGUUUGUUUAGUAUUAAAUAUUGUCACAAUCUCGGCAGAAGCAUUAUCCCAGGAUUUGGGUGUUGGGUAGCUAUGUUCGUACAGUACAGUACUGUCAUAUAAUUAUAUCAUAUGUGGUUAGAACUUGUCAUCAAGUUGGAUUACAUCUUUUUAACAUAAUCUAGUUACACUUUAUGGUUAAACUGUUAGGAUAUGUCUAAUUUUAUUCCAGUAUUAAGAUAUCAUGGAAACAUCUUUAAAAGGUUGCCUCCCUCGCCCCUUACAGACUGUUGUGUAUUCUGCAAAUAUUUAUUUUUUUAAAUUCUAUUGUCACCCCUGAAGUACUCUAUACCUUUCCAUUAUCUGUGAGGUUUAUCCUUGUUGCAAGAAGUUAUUUGUUUUUACUUGUAAUAGAAUAUGUGAGACAUUAUUCAAACUGAAAAAGUCUUUUCUCAACUUGAAGAUUUUCCAUUUAUUUAUCUUCCUUUUUUUCCUUGUCUCGUAAAUAAACUCUACACUGAAGUUCUCUACUCACACGUUUACUGGACUUUUGUUUGCUUAUGCCAGAAUUUCUUAAAAUGUAUGGAGGAAGUUUUUGUCAGGGUUACCAGAGGAGGCAUCACUCUUGCAAUUACUGGGUGAAGUCUAGGAACACCAUCUUCUUAUUCAUAGUCAACAGUGUAUUUGGCAAUGAGUCAACCACAUUUAAGUAUCUUUAGGGAACUGGCAGAGUUUGUUGAGGAAAAUUAUUAUGCUAUUACCUGUAUUUACUGACCCAGACCUUUAUUAUCUGUGUGAAUGUGCAAGUGUACAGGAGGUGCAAGUGUUAGUGAAAAAUGACUUCAUAGGUUGAAUCUUGAUAUUUUUGGAGAAAUUUCUGUAUGAAGUACAUGAAAAGAAAGUACUGUUGAAAGAUGUGAUUGUCAUAACAAGUCCUUCAGCGGCCCAGAUAGUAUUGCAUGAGGACUUUGAUCCGUCAGUCACUAUCUGACCUUUUUAUUAACCUCUGCCUUACUUACAUUAAUGUUUAGCACAGUUCAUGCAUUACUGUAAUUCAUAAUGAUGUUCAGUGGCUGUGAUGAAUGUUUUUGUUUUACUUUCCCCUUUUUGGACAAAAUUCUAUUAAGAUUGUAAUGUUUUAGAACAUCUUUACUUAAAUUCACAAUAUAUUUAAUGUAAUGUAAUUGCACCAUGAUCGCCGACGUAGUUACUAAAUUGACGAGACUACGUUGGUUAUGGGCGGGGACGGUCCAGGCCCCUGCAAGUCAUGCUGUUGUUUGUUUCAUUGGGAAUCACCGUUAUAAUACAAUAGGGAAAAUUAUAUAAAUCUAGUUUCA